AUGAAGAAGAUUCUGCAGCAGCAUCUCCGGGAGCCGGUGACACCAGAGCUCCUGGUGAGCCCCAGCAGCCAGGACGGGGACCUGGGCUCUGAGUGCCCAGAAGACAGAGGGAACUGGACAGGGCGGCUGGAUUUCCUCCUCUCCUGCAUCGGAUACUGCGUAGGCCUCGGAAACGUCUGGAGAUUCCCCUACAGGGCUUACACCAAUGGCGGAGGAGCUUUCUUGGUUCCUUACUUCAUCAUGCUGGCCAUCUGCGGGAUCCCCAUCUUCUUCAUGGAGCUGUCGCUUGGCCAGUUCUCCAGCCUGGGGCCACUCGCCGUCUGGAAGAUAAGCCCUCUCUUUAAAGGCGUUGGCAUGGGCACGAUCCUCAUCGUCUCCCUGGUGGCCAUUUACUACAAUAUGAUCAUUGCUUACGUUCUCUUCUACCUCUUUGCAUCCCUCACAAGCGAUUUGCCCUGGCAGCACUGCGGCAACUGGUGGAACACUGACCUGUGCCUGGACCACCAUGUCAUCAAGGCGGGGAACACCACCUUCCCCAUCAACAUCACCAACACCGUCAGCCCCAGCGAGGAGUACUGGAGCCGGUACGUCCUGCACAUCCAAGGGAGCUCUGGGAUCGGGGAUCCCGGGAGGAUCCGCUGGAACUUGUGUCUGUGCCUGCUCCUUUCUUGGACUAUCGUCUAUCUGUGCAUCCUAAAGGGAGUCAAAUCCUCUGGCAAGGUCGUGUACUUCACCGCCACCUUCCCGUACCUCAUCCUGGUGAUGCUGCUCAUUCGUGGCGUGACCCUGGAAGGGGCCUGGAAGGGGAUCCGGUUUUACCUCACGCCCCAGUUUGAUCACUUGCUGUCUUCCAAGGUGUGGAUCGAGGCAGCCCUGCAGAUUUUCUACUCCCUUGGGGUAGGCUUUGGGGGCCUCCUCACCUUUGCCUCCUACAACACCUUCCAUCAAAAUAUCUACAGGGACACCUUCAUAGUGACCCUGGGCAAUGCCAUCACCAGCAUCCUGGCAGGGUUUGCCAUCUUUUCCGUUUUGGGAUACAUGUCCCAGGAGCUUGGGGUCCCUGUUAACCAGGUGGCAAAAGCAGGUCCUGGCCUGGCUUUUGUGGUGUACCCCCAGGCCAUGACAAUGCUCCCCCUUUCUCCGUUCUGGUCUUUCCUCUUCUUCUUCAUGCUGUUAACCUUGGGCCUGGACAGCCAGUUUGCCUUUAUGGAGACCAUCGUUACGGCAGUGACCGAUGAAUUUCCCUACUACCUGCGGCCAAAGAAAGCUUCUUUCUCGGCUGUCAUCUGCAUUGCUCUCUUCCUGAUGGGGCUCAUCCUCACAACAGAGGGUGGGAUGUACUGGCUGGUCCUACUAGAUGACUACAGCGCUGGCUUUGGUCUCAUGGUGGUGGUGAUCACUACCUGCCUCGUGGUGACACGUGUCUAUGGAAUGAAGAGGUUCUGCCGAGAUAUCCACAUGAUGCUGGGCUUCAAACCAGGGCCCUACUUCAGAGCCUGCUGGAUGGUCCUGUCCCCGGCAACAAUGAUGGCUCUGCUGGUGUACAACAUUGUCAAGUACCAGCCCUCCGAGUACGGCAGCUACCGCUUCCCUGCCUGGGCUGAGGUCUUGGGCAUCCUCAUGGGAGUCCUUUCCUGCCUGAUGAUUCCUGUGGGCAUGGUGGUCGCUGUGCUCCGAGAAGAAGGGACGCUGUGGGAGCGAGUCCAGCAAGCCAGCCGGCCCACCAUGGACUGGGGCCCGUCGCUGGAGGAGAACCGGACCGGCAUGUACGUGGCGAGCCUGGCCGGCAGCCAGUCCCCCAAGCCGCUGAUGGUCCACAUGCGGAAAUAUGGGGGCAUCACCAGCUACGAGAACACAGCCAUCGAGGUGGACCGGGAGAUAGAGGAGGAGGAGGAGUCCAUGAUGUGA
Messenger RNA from Gavia stellata (red-throated loon), 1908 nucleotides. It is a transcript of the gene SLC6A7, whose product is annotated as solute carrier family 6 member 7. Bases 1 to 1908 code for a protein of 635 amino acids. Gene Ontology annotation, cellular component: membrane. The record is from RefSeq and is a predicted model, not a curated record. Gene Ontology annotation, biological process: sodium ion transmembrane transport. The transcript is spliced from 14 exons. Gene Ontology annotation, molecular function: L-proline transmembrane transporter activity. Lineage: Eukaryota; Metazoa; Chordata; Aves; Gaviiformes; Gaviidae.